Messenger RNA from Diorhabda carinulata, 1755 nucleotides. It is a transcript of the gene Nmdmc, whose product is annotated as bifunctional methylenetetrahydrofolate dehydrogenase/cyclohydrolase, mitochondrial. Gene Ontology annotation, cellular component: mitochondrion. NCBI's taxonomy places the organism in Eukaryota, Metazoa, Arthropoda, Insecta, Coleoptera, Chrysomelidae. The coding region runs from base 613 to 1608 and encodes 331 amino acids. Gene Ontology annotation, molecular function: methylenetetrahydrofolate dehydrogenase (NADP+) activity; methylenetetrahydrofolate dehydrogenase (NAD+) activity; methenyltetrahydrofolate cyclohydrolase activity. Gene Ontology annotation, biological process: tetrahydrofolate interconversion. The record is from RefSeq and is a predicted model, not a curated record. The transcript is spliced from 6 exons.
AAAUCAUUUUUUUUUACAUAAAUUUAUUAGACAUUAAUUCUAAUAGGGUGAAAGUAAUGUCAGUUUAAUUAAAAAUUACAUUUAGUUAAUGUAUUUUGAUUUAUAUCAUAAGUGUAUUAUUAAAAAACUUGUUAAUAAUUAAUGAAUUGAUAUAAUUUUAUUAUUCAUAACAAACAAUACGAAUUACUAUUCUAAUAAUUACAUUUUGACUAAUUCAAUAAUAUUAGUCCUAAAAAGAGUUAAUUAGUUAUUUUAGAAGAAUUUCAGUGAAAUACUUAUAAAGAUGGAAAAUAACGGGUACGUACAUACUGAAAUAUCAUUUAAUGACUUGUUUAUAUUUGAAGGUUAAGUAAACACAACUGAUAUCCUAUCAUUUUAAUUAAAUUUACAUUAUUUUUAAUAGAAAUAUACCCCCAAUGAAGAUAUUUAUACAAUACCCAAAACAAAAUACUUACUUUAUCUCUACUUUUAUUUUCAAAUAUUUAAAAAUUGAAAUUCCUAAGUAAAUGAUUUACCAACAGGUGUUUUUCCUAACCUUAAAAUUAUACUUCCCGUUUUGAUUAUUUUAAUACGGAAAUACUAAGAAAAAUGAUUCACAUUUUAUGAAAAAUAAUGAACGUCUGUAGAAAUAUAUUAACGGUAGUAGUGAAAAACUAUGUAGUUUAUAGAAAUUUAAGAAGACAUGUGGUGACCCACAUUUCAAUGAGAAAAGUGAAUUCGAAAAUUAUUGACGGUAAAAAAAUCGCCGACGAUAUACAAAAAGAAUUAAAAAGGGAUAUAGAAGAUUGGGUGGGUAAAGGACAUCGUUCCCCAUGUCUUAUAGCGAUCUUAGUAGGAGAAGAUCCUGCUAGUAAAAAAUACGUUCAUAAUAAAAUGAUUGCCGCUAAAAAAGUCGGUAUAACAAGCACGACGAUUAAUCUACCCGAAAAUAUAACUGAAGAAGAACUAAUUGGUAAAAUACAAGAAUUAAAUGAAGAUCCUUCGGUGGAUGGUAUUUUGGUGCAAUUACCUGUACCGGAACACAUUUCGGAAAGAAAAGUUUGUAACGCAGUUGGACCGAAAAAAGAUGUCGAUGGUUUUCACAUUACCAAUAUGGGACGUUUAGCUAUUAAUAUGGAUACCCUAGUACCGUGUACUGCUUUGGCAGUAAUAGAAUUGAUAAAAAGAUCCCAAAUUAAAACUUUCGGUAAAAACGUCGUGGUAUGUGGUAGAUCUAAACACGUUGGUCUACCUAUAGCUUUGUUACUUCAUUCUGACGCCAGAAACGAAUGUCCCGGUUUGGAAGCUACAGUAACUUUAUGUCACCGACAUACUCCUCCGGAAGAUUUGGAAUUUUACCUUAAGAGAGCCGAUAUUAUUAUCAGCGCUACCGGUGUGGUGAAUUUGAUUAAACCAGAAAUGGUAAAACCCGGGGCUUGUAUAAUAGACGUCGGUAUAACCAGGAUACAAACCGAAAGCGGUAAAGAUAAAAUCGUAGGAGAUGUCGACUUCGAAGGUUGUUUCGAUGUGGCGGGGAAAAUAACCCCCGUUCCCGGUGGCGUUGGACCUAUGACCGUAGUUAUGCUCAUGUCGAAUACUUUUAAAUCUGCUAAAUUAUUAGCGGUGUGAAAUUGUUUGAUUUACGAUCUUAUUUAUACGAAUUUAAUUGAAUAAUUUCAGUUAUGGUGUUUUAAAAAAUAAUCUUUUUACAGUAUUAUUAAUUUUGAUUUUUGUUAAAUAUUUAUGAUGUUUAUUAAUACAAACCUCCAAAAAUGC